Paramecium pentaurelia is the source of this 1238-nucleotide messenger RNA. Lineage: Eukaryota; Ciliophora; Oligohymenophorea; Peniculida; Parameciidae. The record is from the annotation of a GenBank genome assembly.
AUGAUAGAUCGAAGGAGUAUGAGUCCUAUGGCUACAAGUUCAAGAAUGGGAACUGCAAGAGCUAUCUUUGAUACAGGCACAGAAUAAGAACCUACUAAACGAUUAACAAGAUCAAUAAGAAAUACUAGCACAGAUCCAUAAUAAACAGACUAAAAAUAAUAUCAAAAUUAACUUACCUUAGGUAUUUAAGGUUCUUAUGAAAUGAAUUGUAAGUUAUUUAUUAAAUUAUACAGCUUCAAAUUCACGUUAAUUUACUUAAGAGAAUUUUGAGUAUCGGAAACCAGAAACGGACAAUAUCAAUUUUAGAACUGUUUAAACUUAUAAACCUUAAGAAGUAAGUGCAUAGCCAACUACUUAAUUUAAUUACUAAAGUUUUGAAUACAAAAAACCAGAUGCUGGUCGUACAGGAUCAUACAUUUAGUCAGGUACUUGAACUAUUUAUCAUAGCUUAUAAUACAACAUGUAUUUAAUAUAUUUAUUACUCAAGUUCAAGAACCAAUAGGCAAUUCACUUAACUUUCAGAAUAAAUCUCUGUAUGAACCACCAAAAUAAGAUCAUACUUUUACAAAAUAUGAAAUGAAUUCAUUCGAUAAAUAUAAAACUACAUUUGAGUAACCUAAAACUUAUGAUAAGUUUGAACAAUACAAUUUUGAACCUAUGAAGUAUGAUUUUAAUAUACCUGAAUAACCAAAGGAAUUACAAUAAUCUUAUAAAUCCAUUCCAUAAGUACAACCAAAUUAAUCAGUUGUGUAAUUCUAUUUGUUUAACUUAGACAAACUUAAUACACUCCUUACAAUCCUGAUAGAAUUACUUUGGAUACACAACUAAAUAGAACUACUUUAAACUAUCCAAUUCAAAAUUAAUAAUUAAGUGUUGGACCUAGAAAAACAGAAGAACCAAUGAGGCCUUCUGAAAUUUAAAUUAAAACUCAAAAACCAUAAGACCCUAUUAAAUUAUAAAAUCCUCCUUCAAUUCAUGCAGAAUCAAUUAAAAAUGAAUAAAUAUAUAGGCCAACAACUCCAGUAUAUACAUAAUAACAAUACCAAUUAUCAAGUUAUAAAUAACCUGAAUCAUAAUACAAGUAAGAAACAACUGAUAUUUUAAAUAAGCCAAGUUAUAGAUGUAAAAAUUAUUAUUUUAAGUUAGUUGAAUUACCUAAGAAAUUCGUUGAGGAAAUAGUAAUUAUUGAAAAUGAAGCUAAUGAGCAUGAAUUUAAUGCAGGCUGUCAGAUAUUUUGA